AUGAAAGUAAAACCUGAUGACCUUGGCACUGAGGUUCGGGCCAUCAAUCAGACAAGAACUGGAGGUGUCUUGUUGGAACAUGGCUGGGACACCACAAACUGUGACCUCUUCAGUGCUGUACUGAAGGAAGAGAUCAGGGAAAUGGGGACCGCCCAAAGGCUAGAGCCAAUGGUAGUAACAAAAACCACACAAAUUAGAUUUUUUAGCUCUAAACAUAGGAAGAACUUACAGGAAUCUCAAGUAAAGGAGUUGUUAGAUAAUGCAACAGUGUAUGAAAACGAAAUUGAAAAUAAUGAAUGGUCAACAUCAUCCUAUCUUAAUCCACGUCUACAAUCAAAACAUGCACUAAGACCAAGAGUUGAUCCCAGAGAAACUUCUAUUUUACUUUUUCCUGGUGAAGGUAGUCAAUAUGUUGGAAUGGGUGAAAGUCUUUUGAAGUUCCCGGGUGUGAAAGACAUUUUUGGAGUAGCAAAUGAUAUCUUAAAAUAUGACAUUUUAUCACUUUGCAUGAAAGGUCCAAAAGCAAAAUUAAAUGAAACAAAGUAUGCUCAAGUGGCAGUUAUGAUAUGUUCAUUUGCAGCACUAGAAAGAUUAAAAGAAGAGCGUCCACAUAGUGUAAAUAAUUGUAUUGCUACAGCUGGAUUUGGUAUAGGAGAAUUAACAGCAUUGACUUUUGCUGGUGUUUUGUCUUUUGAAAGAGCUGUGAGACUGGCUCAACUGAGAGGGGAGGCUAUGCAGGUAGCCAGCGAGAUGGAACAAUCUGGCAUGAUUACAGUGCUCUACAAACACAGCACCAGAAUUCAUGAAGUACUGGCCAAGGCUAAGGAGUAUGCUGCAAGUGAAGGUGUGAAUAAACCUGUCUGUGAAGUUGCUCACUUUUUGUUUCCUCACUGCAAGGUACUUGCAGGACAUACUCAGUGUUUGGAUUUCAUCGAGAAGAACUGGAGGGACCUUGAUCUAGAAAGGGUAAGAAGACUGCCUCUGCAAGGGGCUCCCCACACACAACUGAUGGAGCCGGCUGCAUACACAUUCCGCAAGUACCUGGCAAGGUCUACGCUGCAAGACCCAGUGAUAGCUGUACACUCGGGGCUGGAUGGCAAAUGUUAUAAAGAUAAGGGAGAUGUUGUGAACAAGCUCCCUAAACUGAUAAUGAAGCCUGUCAAAUGGGAACAGUUGAUGCAUGUUCUCUAUGAGAGGCCAGUUGGACAGCACUUUCCCUACACAUUCGAAUGUGGACCCGGAAAUACACUCAAAACUAUAAUGAAAAUGGUCAAUUCUAAAGCAUAUGAUGUUUGUGAAACUGUUUUUUGAGUACUUUUCUCUAUAAACAUUGUAUAUAUUAUUACUCUGUUACAAAUUGACAAUAAAUAGCUUUCUUAAAGGA
Messenger RNA from Homalodisca vitripennis (glassy-winged sharpshooter), 1384 nucleotides. RefSeq names its product probable malonyl-CoA-acyl carrier protein transacylase, mitochondrial (gene beg). Lineage: Eukaryota; Metazoa; Arthropoda; Insecta; Hemiptera; Cicadellidae. The transcript is spliced from 4 exons. The record is from RefSeq and is a predicted model, not a curated record. Bases 1 to 1311 code for a protein of 436 amino acids. Gene Ontology annotation, molecular function: transferase activity.